AUGAAAGCCUUUAUUGAACGGAAAGACAGUUCCUCUGAUUUAUUGAGCAGAUACAAAGCGAGGAAAAUGCUAGGAGUUGGUGAAUCGUCUGGUAAUGUUGUAUCUUCAAAGGUAACACAAUUACUUGGUGAUUCUAAAGAAGAAAAGUUUGAUAUUCAAAAUAUUCCAUGUAUACAUUAUUGGAACUAUUUAAUGGCUUUUAUUAUAUUGACUUUUGGAUUGAUGCUGAUAGGAUUUCCAACACCUUAUGGUGAUUGGUUUCUUCGGAGAUUAUUUCCAAUCUUAGAUGACGAUGAUAAUUCAAUAUCAAAUGAAUCUUGUGGUAUACAAAGAGCAUUUAAUUCACAAUUCAUUUAUAAACAUUUUGGAUGCUUGCAUAUAAUUAUCGCUUCCGGCAUGUUUUAUUCCCUUUUGAUGGUCAAAAUAAACGGAAUUCAUGUAUCACAGUUAUUAUCUUCUGCUUAUUCAUUGACUUUUGUGGCAGCUCAUUUUUUAACAAACCAGUGGAACUGGGUAGUCUACAUUUACACCGCACUAACCAUAACUACUGUUAUAUUCCAUAUAAAACUUCUAAAAAUACGAGUCAAGGAAUGGAUAAUAACAUGUAAACAUUAUAUUCUUACAAAAUUAUCACCUCGAAAUACAUAUCAUUCAUCAAAUGAGAUAGCCAAAUAA
Schistosoma turkestanicum is the source of this 675-nucleotide messenger RNA. The record is from the annotation of a GenBank genome assembly. NCBI's taxonomy places the organism in Eukaryota, Metazoa, Platyhelminthes, Trematoda, Strigeidida, Schistosomatidae.